CCAAAAAUUCAUACAAAUGACUCACACCCAAAGAUUCUUUUUCUCAUCACUAGAUUCAUUCAACUCAAAUUAUCCACUCUAAAAAACAAACAAAUAUGCAAGACUUUCAACAACAUUAUGACGAUGAUCAAAUAAUCAAAUUAACAUCUCCACUUAUUCAGAAGAACAAGAUUCAUGAUGAUGCAUCUAGCUCCCAGGCGCGUGAAGAGAACUCGCCAAUAGAGCAAGUGGCACUUACUGUCCCCAUAACAGACGACCCGGAUUUACCGGUGGUUACAUUCAGGUUAUGGAUACUAGGAACUUUGGCAUGUAUUUUACUGUCUUUUUUAAACCAGUUCUUUUGGUAUCGUCGAGAACCGUUAUCGAUAACUUCGAUAUCGGCUCAGAUCGCGGUCGUGCCACUUGGGCAUCUUAUGGCAGCCACGAUCACCGAUAAAGUGUUUUUCCGGGGUAAAGCGUAUGAAUUUACGCUUAACCCCGGACCAUUUAAUGUGAAAGAGCAUGUUUUGAUAACGAUUUUUGCGAAUUCGGGUGCUGGGAAUCCGUAUGCUAUUCAUAUUGUGAGUGCUGUUAAGAUAUUUUAUGGAAAGAUGUUGACUUUUUGGGUUGCUUUGAUAGUUGUGGUCACGACUCAGGUUUUGGGGUUUGGUUGGGCGGGGAUUUUUCGGAGGUAUUUGGUUGAGCCGGCCGCGAUGUGGUGGCCUCAAAAUCUCGUCCAAGUUUCGCUAUUCAGGGCAUUACAUGAGAAAGAGGCGAGACCAAAAGGAGGAUUGACUCGUAACGAGUUCUUUCUCAUUGCAUUUGUUUGUAGUUUUGCUUACUAUGUACUCCCGGGAUACCUUUUCCCAAUGCUUACUUCACUCUCUUGGAUAUGUUGGAUCUUUCCUAAAUCAGUAGUUGCCCAGCAAAUCGGGUCAGGGCUUCAUGGUCUUGGUCUUGGUACAAUUGGGUUUGAUUGGUCUAGUAUAUCGUCUUAUCUUGGUAGCCCACUUGCAAGCCCGUGGUUUGCUACUGUCAAUAUUGCUGUUGGGUAUGGUCUAGUUACUUAUGUAAUUACCCCUUUAGCAUACUGGUUUAAUGUUUAUGAAGCUAAAACAUUCCCAAUUUUCUCGGAUGAUCUGUUUACUUCCACGGGCCAGUCGUACAACACUUCUGCAAUUGUGGACUCGAAUUUCCACUUUGACUCCGAUGCUUAUGAGCAAGAAGGUCAAAUUUACCUCAGCAUAUUUUUUGCGAUGAAUUAUGCAGUUAGUUUUGCGUGUCUUACUGCUACAGUGGUUCAUGUAUUUGUCUUUCAUGGAAGGGAAUUAUGGCAGUUAAGCAAGUCAGCGUUUCAAGAAAAGAAAAUGGACGUGCAUAGUAAGCUUAUGAGACGCUACAAUCAAGUCCCUGAAUGGUGGUUCACCUGCAUUCUCUUGACAAACAUUGUAGCAACGUUAUUCGUGUGUGAAUAUUACAAAAGUCAGCUUCAGUUACCUUGGUGGGCGUUCUUGUUAGCUUGUGGAAUUGCAUUCUUUUUCACACUUCCUAUUGGUGUCAUCACUGCCACAACAAACCAGACACCUACCUUGAAUGUGAUAACUGAAUACAUCAUAGGAUACUUGUAUCCAGGAUACCCUGUGGCCAACAUGUGUUUUAAGGUUUACGGACACAUUAGUGUGAAACAAGGUAUCGCCUUUUUACAAGACUUCAAACUUGGACAUUACAUGAAAAUCCCCCCAAGAUCAAUGUUCAUGGCUCAGGUAUGUGGUACACUGAUAUCAGCACUAGUGCACUUAGGAACUGCAUGGUGGCUCAUGGACACGGUCCCAAAUAUUUGUGAGCGGGCUUUGCUCCCCCCGGGCAGCCCGUGGACCUGCCCAGGUGACCAUGUUUUCUAUGACGCCUCAGUCAUUUGGGGUUUAAUUGGACCCCGGCGGAUCUUUGGUGAUUUGGGCUACUACAACUCAAUAAACUGGUUCUUUUUAGCAGGGGCAUUGGCUCCUAUCUUUGUUUGGCUAUUACAUAAAGCAUUUCCAAGUCAAAACUGGAUUACACUCAUCACAACACCAGUUCUGUUAGGUGCAACAAUCAAUAUGCCCCCUGCUACUUCUGUGAAUUAUAACAGUUGGAUUAUUAUUGGCUUUUUGUCGGGUUUUGUGGCAUAUAGGUACCAUCAUAAUUGGUGGGGUCGUCAUAAUUACGUGUUGUCGGGUGCUUUAGAUGCAGGAUUGGCAUUUAUGGGGGUAUUGCUGUAUGUUAGUCUGGACAUGGAAGGAGUUAGUUUAGAUUGGUGGGGAAGUAAACCCGAUGGUUGUUCAUUAGCUUCUUGUCCUACUGCUGCAGGUAUAGUGGUUGAUGGAUGCCCAAUUGUAUGAUGUAUAACAUUGUAAGAAUAUGUAGGUUUAUCUUCUUGUUUCUCAUUGUUAAAUUAUAUAUGUUAUUUUUUCGCAAAGGAAGUUGAAGUGUGAUUUUUGUGUAAAUAAUAUAUAAACUCAUAAAGCCGUGUGAAUUCGUGUUUAA
Molecule: messenger RNA, 2502 nt
Organism: Erigeron canadensis
Lineage: Eukaryota; Viridiplantae; Streptophyta; Magnoliopsida; Asterales; Asteraceae
Product: oligopeptide transporter 7-like
Exons: 6
Coding region: 96-2357 (753 amino acids)
Biological process (GO): transmembrane transport
Molecular function (GO): oligopeptide transmembrane transporter activity
Source: RefSeq, a predicted model, not a curated record